This is a messenger RNA of Hibiscus syriacus, 420 nucleotides long. RefSeq names its product ornithine carbamoyltransferase-like. Bases 1 to 420 code for a protein of 139 amino acids. Gene Ontology annotation, molecular function: amino acid binding; ornithine carbamoyltransferase activity. Gene Ontology annotation, cellular component: intracellular membrane-bounded organelle. Gene Ontology annotation, biological process: L-citrulline biosynthetic process. Lineage: Eukaryota; Viridiplantae; Streptophyta; Magnoliopsida; Malvales; Malvaceae. The transcript has 4 exons. The record is from RefSeq and is a predicted model, not a curated record.
AUGGGGGAAAUAUGCAGCCGAGAUCAGAGAUUUGUCAUGAUCCAUGAGGCUGAAAUGGAGAAGGAAUUGGGGAACCAGGAGGCGAAAACACAACAAAUGUCUUUUACUGAGCAACCACCGGAUAUUCCUGCUGAUCCAGCAGAGUCUUCUGAAGCUGAAAAGGCUGGGACUGAAUCAGGACAUUCUUCUCCUACAGAAAGGCAACCAUUACCUAUAGUUCAGCUUAAAGAACCUAGGGUUGAUGAAGCUCUUAUUAAGGUAGCAGGCCCAAAAGCUUAUUUCAUGCAUUGUUUGCCUGUUGAACGAGGAGUAGAACUGACUGACAGUGUUAUUGAGGCUCCAAACUCCAUCGUCUUCCCACAGGCAGAAAAUCGCAUGCAUGCACAAAAUGCUAUAAUGCUUCAUGUUCUUGGAUUAUAA